AUGUCAUACCGUUCGACUAUAUUUCAGCUUCUGUCAUUAAAUGUUCUUUUGGUUUCAUUCAGUAAUGCCCAGGAAGAAUUUUUUCAGCCACAUGUAAAUCAGUUACCAGCACCUGAUUUGGCUAAUAAUGUGCUACCUGAAAUUUUCCUUGGCACCGUAAAGAAGACGGAUGAAAUGUUUGACACUAGUUAUGGGAUGCCACCGGAUACAUUAAUUGAUCCAGAUGGGCGGACUGUGGCAUAUUCAAAGCGACGGGAAGAACAACGUAUGAAAGAAGUAGAGGAAGAACGACAACUUUUACAACAGAUAAGCAGAAAAGAUGGCAAAAAGUUUGUUUCUUGGUAUAUUUACUGUCGUACAAUAUUUGGUUGCAUUGGCAUUGUUGCUUGUGGCAUUAUUCCCGCAUUUAUUUUACCCAGUAAUUCUAACGAGUACUUGCAAUCGAAUGCUGGUCGUCAAUCGUUGAAUUUACUUCUAAGUUUUGCUGUUGGCAGUUUAAUUGGUGAUGUUUUUCUUCAUUUACUGCCAUUUGUAUGGAUCGAUAAAAACGUGAAUAAAUUGGAAGCUGGAAUUUGGACAAUGGCGGGUGUUCUGUUUUGUUUUUUGCUUGAAAAACUAUGCGUGACGAACGAAUGUAGUCAACGCAAAAUGUGCGCUAUAUUGAAUCUCAUGGCCAACUUUAUGGACAACUUCACCCAUGGUUUAGCUAUUGGUGGUUCAUUUUUGUUAGAACCAAAGCUUGGCUGGUUAACAACAUUUUCUAUAAUUAUCCACGAACUACCCCAUGAAAUAAGCGACUUUGCCAUUUUGCUUCGUGCUAAUUUCGAUCGUUGGUCAGCUUUAUUAACCGCAAUCGGUGGUGCGUUAGGAGCAUGCGUAGCACUGUUUUCACAUACGAAAUAUGCGACCAAUGAAGCAUCCCAAAAUAUUUUACCAUUUACGGCUGGUGGUUUUAUUAAUAUUGCUCUUGCUCAAAUAUUACCGGAACUAAUGAAAGAAACUAACUCAAGGCAAAAUAUCUUGCAGUGGAUCUGUAUAAUGGGUGGCAUCAUAGUGAUGUAUGCAAUGAAUGCAUUUCAUCUCAGUUAAUC
This is a messenger RNA of Thelazia callipaeda (thelaziosis nematode), 1091 nucleotides long. The record is from the annotation of a GenBank genome assembly. Lineage: Eukaryota; Metazoa; Nematoda; Chromadorea; Rhabditida; Thelaziidae.